This is a messenger RNA of Brassica napus (rape), 2116 nucleotides long. RefSeq names its product cytochrome P450 87A3. The record is from RefSeq and is a predicted model, not a curated record. Gene Ontology annotation, molecular function: monooxygenase activity; oxidoreductase activity, acting on paired donors, with incorporation or reduction of molecular oxygen; iron ion binding. Bases 474 to 1892 code for a protein of 472 amino acids. NCBI's taxonomy places the organism in Eukaryota, Viridiplantae, Streptophyta, Magnoliopsida, Brassicales, Brassicaceae. Gene Ontology annotation, biological process: sterol metabolic process. The transcript has 9 exons.
AAUGUUCAAACUUGUGUUUUAAUGCCAUACGGUGCUCCUAUGAGACACUAAAAUAGGAGAAAAGACGAACCUUCAUUUUAUGAUCUCCUCAUUUUUUAUUACCUUUUUUUUUAAAAAAAAAGCUGCCCUUUCACACGUAUAAUGAAUCAUGUAUGGUUUCUAUAAACAUAUUUUAAGAUUUUUUAUAUAAUGUGUAAACCUUUUUUAAAUUCUACAACUACUUUUUGAGAAAAUUAUUUAUCAUUAUCUAAUCAGAGUUAUGUGUAGAGAACUUGCAUUGCCUAUUUAAGCACUCAUCAUAAUGGUUGACGAAUAUGCGCCAGCACCUCUUUCUUCUUCUUCUCCUUCUCCUUCUCCAAUUCGUCUACGCGUUUUCAGUUUCUGUCUAAAGGAAAUUAGAGGCGAAAAAUAGUUUCAUUUGUUGUCCCACCAAGACAAAUCAUAUAUACACGCUCUUGAAUUGUCUUUUUGUGAUGUGGGCAUUGUUCAUUUGGGUUUCUCUGCUUGUCAUAAGCAUCACACAUUGGGUUUACAGCUGGAGAAACCCCAAAUGCAAAGGGAAGCUUCCACCUGGCUCGAUGGGUUUACCUCUACUCGGAGAGACUAUCCAGUUCUUCAAGCCAAACACUACUUCAGACAUUCCUCCUUUUAUCAAAGAGAGGGUUAAGAAGUAUGGUUCAAUUUUCAAGACCAAUCUAGUGGGGAGAACAGUUAUUGUAUCAGCAGAUCCUGAUUUGAGCUACUUUGUGUUUCAACAAGAGGGUCGGCGUUUCCAAAGUUGGUAUCCAGACACUUUUACAAACAUCUUUGGGAAAAAUAAUGUGGGUUCACUACAUGGGCUUAUGUACAAGUACCUUAAAAGCAUGGUCUUGACUCUCUUUGGCUACGAUGGUCUCAAGAAGAUGCUACCUCAAGUAGAGCUGACUGCAAAUAAGAGAUUAGAGCUUUGGUCAAAUCAAGAAUCAGUAGAACUCAAAGAUGCAACCGCAAGUAUGAUAUUUGAUCUCACCGCGAAGAAGUUGAUAAGCCAUGAUCCAGACAAGUCAUCAGAGAAUCUAAGGGCUAACUUUGUUGCUUUCAUUCAAGGACUCAUCUCCUUCCCUUUUGACAUUCCAGGCACUGCUUAUCACAAAUGUCUUAAGGGUAGGGAAAAUGCAAUGAGAAUGUUGAGGAAUAUGCUUCAGGAGAGACGUAGGAAACCACGGAAGAACCCAAUUGACUUCUUUGAUUAUGUCAUUGAAGAGAUUCAGAAAGAGGGGACUAUUCUGACAGAAGAGAUUGCAUUGGAUCUAAUGUUUGUCUUGCUAUUCGCCAGCUUCGAAACAACUUCUCUCGCUUUAACUUUAGCGAUCAAGUUCCUUUCAGAUGACCCUGAAGUUCUAAAACGUUUAACGGAAGAACAUGAGACGAUUUUGAGAAACCGGGAAGAUGCAGACUCGGGACUUACAUGGGAAGAAUACAAGUCAAUGACUUACACAUUUCAGUUCAUAAACGAAACAGCAAGACUAGCAAAUAUAGUUCCUGCCAUCUUCAGAAAGGCGUUGAUAGAUAUAAAAUAUAAAGAUUAUACGAUACCAGCCGGCUGGGCGGUGAUGGUCUGUCCACCAGCUGUACAUUUGAAUCCAAAAAGGUAUGAAGAUCCCUUAGUCUUCAACCCAUCGAGAUGGGAGGAAUCAACUGCUAACAAUGCAUCAAAGCAUUUCAUGGCGUUUGGUGGUGGGAUGAGGUUCUGUGUUGGAACCGACUUCACUAAAUUGCAGAUGGCUGUGGUUCUCCACAGCCUAGUAACAAAAUACAGGUGGGUGGAGAUUAAAGGAGGGAAUAUAGUUCGAACUCCAGGAUUACAUUUUCCAAACGGUUACCAUGUCAGACUCCAUAAGAAAAUAUACUAGAGAAUGAAUGACAAGUAAAACGAAGCUGUUAUACAUCUUGAACACCCUAAGUUAAAACGGGGGAGGAUGUAGCUUGAAUCUAUAUGUCUAAAUUAGGUUAAGGAUGAGAAAUCAGCUACAAAUUAAGGUGAACCACACAAUUUUGAUUUCAAGCUGUCGUGUGUUGGGUCAGAAACUGUAAUACGUAUAGUGUUAUAUAUUUGAUCACAGACAUUUUAACUCCA